AUGGACGGCUCAAGCUUUGCGAUCCCGGCAGAUGUUAACAUCACAGCGCAGUUCAACGAGCUGCUUCGGCAACAUCAGGCGCCGCCGGUCGUCAAGAAGGUCUCCCUGGAGGACAUUGAUAGCUUCUUGAAGGAGGCAUACCGAAUUAAUUCGCACAUUACCAACCUACACCAACAACUGCAAGAUGUACGGCAAGCCUAUCUCUCAACGGCGCAACCCCGCCGCGCACAGGUUCGGCUGGCCCAGAACCAGCCACGAGUCCUCUCCGACCGAGAACGAGAAGAAAUCGACGCCAACGCGAAGCAGAUGAUUCGGGAGCUCAACGCCAGCAUACGAUCGCUGGACGAAGCCGAACAGCUCCGUCGAGAGACCGAGUCGGCCAUUAUCCGCAAGAAGUAUACAAAGGGACUGGGCGCCCUCGGUUCGUGGGCAUCCGGCGGCCUCGCCAGCAGCAAAUCGCCGGAACAUGUCGCAGCCGAGGCGCAGGCUCUACAGCUGGGAGGCUAUCGGGAUGGCGUGCUGUGGUUCUUGCGGCAGCGGCUGGAGCUGUGCUGUCGCACGCAGCAGGACAUGAUGGAGACGAGGUUGCGCAGAGAGCUGGAGAAGAGCCGAAGCAUGUUGCCAAUGGGGGAUCUGGCAGAAUUUGCCCCAACGGCUUACAGACCGCAACGGCAGACGACGCCGGGAGACGCUUUGAGCCAUGGGGGUGAGCAAUCAUCUGCUCCAAUGCCAGAGGGUUUGACGGAUGAGCAGGUCCAGAUGUUUGAGGAGGGUAACCAAAGCAUGAUGGAGCACUACGAAAGCACAUUGGACAAAGUGAGGACCGCGGAAAAAUCGCUGCUUGAGAUUUCGGAGCUCCAGACGCUCUUGGUCAACAACCUCACGGCGCAGUCCGAAAACAUCGAACUGCUCGUGGCCGAUUCGGCAUCAAUGGCGGACAACGUUGGCGGGGGAAACAAGCAGCUGAAAAAGGCCACCCAGCGGCCAAGCACAGCACGAUACACCUUUUUUGCGGCGAGCGGGCUGUGUGCAUUCCUGAUACUGUGGGAUCUAAUCAUAUGA
Messenger RNA from Trichoderma reesei QM6a, 1062 nucleotides. RefSeq names its product t-SNARE protein. Gene Ontology annotation, biological process: retrograde vesicle-mediated transport, Golgi to endoplasmic reticulum. The record is from RefSeq and is a predicted model, not a curated record. The transcript has 3 exons. Gene Ontology annotation, cellular component: endoplasmic reticulum; SNARE complex. NCBI's taxonomy places the organism in Eukaryota, Fungi, Ascomycota, Sordariomycetes, Hypocreales, Hypocreaceae. Bases 1 to 1062 code for a protein of 353 amino acids.